UCGGUUUCUCUUUUUGUUUUGUUUUUCAUUUUCUUUUUAUUGUAAUAUAAAAAGACGUUUAAAUAGAGUAAAAAAACCAUUAUUUUACUGGGCCUUCUUCAAAUAGUUGCAAGAUAACAUUCUUCCUUUUAUAAUUCUAUAAUCCUUAAGAAUCUUUAAUAUUUUAAAACCUUUUUAAUAUUCCAAUAAAUUAUUCUAAAAUCGUUUGCAAAUUUUAAUAACAGGAACACUUUCGUGUGACAGCAAGAAAAGAGUUCUAUUUCUUCACAUAAUUCAUGUUUUCUCAAGUGACCCAGAUUGGGUCAAUAUACCAAAUACCGCCUGCUAUAGAUUCACUACAAUGGUGCAAGAUUGUGCCAAAAGAUGUGAAUCUCACACUUAGUGUUAACUCACCAGACGAUAUAGAUUUCGAUCGUCUGUUACCAACUCUAUUUGAAGUAUUUGCUAUCGUAUUUUGUGGUUUUCUAGCCGGACGAUGCAACCUCAUUUCAGCGACAGACAUCAAAGGUCUGAACGACUUCACAACUUAUUUUUCAUUGCCUCCUCUAAUCUUCCUGAACUUAGUAACCAUCAAUUUCUACCAUGUCAACUGGCUUUUCAUUCUGGGGAUCCUCCUCGGUAAAAUCGUAGUUUUCUUACUAGUAGCUGUUGUUACAGCAUCUGUGCAGAGACCAACUAACUUGUCCUAUGCUGGUAUUUAUGGCAUCUUCUGCACACAAGGGAACGAUUUUGGUCUUGCUUAUCCUAUAGUUGCAUCACUAUAUGGUAGCAAGCGGCCACUAUAUCCGGGAUAUAUGUAUCUCAUCGCUCCCACCUCUCUUCUUUUCUUAAAUCCCAUGGGAUUUAUUUUGAUGGAAGCUCAAAAGAAUAAGAACGCUGCUAUUGAAGAUCCUAAGGGACAUAUGGGUGGAACUGUUCUAAAAACAGUGAGCAAUGUAUCUUGGAACAUUAUCAAGAAUCCUAUAGUCUUUGUCACACUCCUUGGUGUUUUUGGCAAUUUUUUAUUUCAUGGUGGGUUGCCAAGUGUACUUUUUGGCAUACUGCAGAUAUUGUCGUCAGCUUUUUCUGGAGCAGUUUUAUUUCUACUAGGAUUUUCUGUAGCUAGAACUGGUGAAUCAAAAUAUUCGAAAAAAGAAGGCCUCCUAAUACCAUCGGUUUUAUUGAUUACUAAAAUGAUCGUAUCUCCAUUAAUAAUCAGAAGUUGCGUUUCUAUGUUAUGUGCCGGAGCAUCUGAUGUUGAAGAUUUGGCAGACUUUGGAUUUUUAUACGGCAUGGUCCCAACAGGCCCAAUUGUUAUGUUAUUUGCAGCAGAAUACGGAUUGAGAACAGAAAUGAUGGCAUCAACGAUGGUGUUGUGUACUGGACUUUUUGGACCUGUCGUCUUUGUUCUAGCAAGAAUGUUAUCUUUAAAUGUAAAAGGCAUUGGAGAGUUUUCUGAUGAGCUAAGAGCUACUAUGCUUGUAUUGAGUAUCCUUAGCUUUAUAUCUUGCUUGUGGAUUGGGCUGUCAUUAAUUUUUAGCAAGAAAAUGAAACGACAAGUUUAUAAAAUUACGGGAGGAUUCAUCUCAUCGCAGAUUAUACUGGCUUUAGGAAUUUUGAUAUGGUCUAUCUGCCAGAGUAAUGAGGAAUGGACGAAAUAUCUCGAAAUUGCUCUCAUAUCUGCUGGACAGUUAAUGACCAGAGUUUGGGUGACGAUACUGGCUGUAACUAUGGUUCUUCUGAGAAGAAAUCCAUGUUCAUCAUUCGUGCAAAAAAUGUUCUGGCCUUAUUGCAUUGGAAUCGGAUUUCCAGGCCUCAUCGUUGUGAUGAUUUUAAUUAUCACGGGAAUCGGACAGUGUGAACCUGAUCUAGAUAAAGAACUGCCUCUUUUCAUUUAUGGAUCUACCGAGGCAUUUGGAUCCAUAGUAGUACUUGUUGUUUGUAUAACGACAACAACUCUUUGUCUCGUCUUAUACUUCCGAUCACCUCAAAAAGACAUGCCAGAACUUGCUUCGAAAUUAAAUGUGGAAAGCUUAGGAGCAGAAUCCAAAGAUAUAGUUGCAAUUCCUAUUGAAAAAGAUGUAGAAAAGAACCUCCUUGACGGAGCUGGUAUUGCGAUUUAUAAAAUAAAGAAAACAGACUCAGUGGAUACUGUAAUGUCAAGUAUUAACAAAUUAGAAGAACGACUUCAACCCGAUUUUCCUGGCUCAAAUGACAGACUCUCUCAGAGAGUCAUCAGUGAAGGAAUGAAGAGAUCAGAGACAUCAUUCAGUGAAAAGCAUUUACUGUCCUCCACAGAUAGUGAGAAUUCGACACCAACCUCUUCACCCAUCCAUACCGUCAGCUGCAAAAAAUCACCUUCUGCUAAAGAAGAUAUCAGCAGAUCCCAUUUGCGUCAUGUAAUUCUCCUUAUCCUCAACUUGAUAUCAAUGGCAGUGGGUCUAACAAUCAGUACGUGGAAAUUGUCAACAAAUCAACCAAAUGGACUCUUUGUAGCCAUGGAAUUUCUGGAUGCCGUUUUAAAUGUUGGUCAGGGAGUAUUUGUAUUUAUCGUCUUCAUUAAAGAUACAAAGUAUAUCCUAGCACCUAUUUCAAAGUGGUUGACGAAAGUCAGGCAUGGUUUUUACUCACUAAAUGAGGAUUCGAUAGAUGUAGCUAUACAGCAACAGUGUCAUCAGUUUCGUACUUAUCAUAGAGACAACUGCAAAAAAGACUUACCAAAAUCGAUAAUAAAAAAUGAUGUAAUUCAUAAAAACUGCUUCACCGGAACAGAAUUUGUAGAUUGGCUGAAUAAAGUCGGCUUGGCAAGUCAUCGAACAGCAGCAGAAAAUUAUGGACAACGAUUGUAUCGAGGAGGAGUGCUUUCAAGCGUCGACGGUGCUGUGCAAUUUCACGAUAAUAGCGGAUAUUUAUAUACUUUAGAGGAGUGCUGUCCAAAGUAAAUUAGACUUUUCUUGUCACACAUCAUCAAUAAAUCAUUUGUAAAUAUCUUUCUCACAAUGUAUCUCAAAUGUUUAAGUCAUAGUAUUUGAGCUUAAUGUAUGUAUUGUGGAGUUAUUUCCACACAAAGUGUAGCUAUUCUGUAUGAAAUAAAACUAAUUAAAAAUUU
Molecule: messenger RNA, 3088 nt
Organism: Parasteatoda tepidariorum (common house spider)
Lineage: Eukaryota; Metazoa; Arthropoda; Arachnida; Araneae; Theridiidae
Product: lysosomal cholesterol signaling protein
Biological process (GO): intracellular signal transduction; transmembrane transport; negative regulation of BMP signaling pathway
Cellular component (GO): membrane
Source: RefSeq, a predicted model, not a curated record